AUGCCAAAGCCAUGCCAGCUUUACUCACCACUUAUAAAUGCUGCUUUGACAAUGGCCUACCUUCACCUCUCAAUCAUGGUGCUCUGCAGAGAUGCCAAACUGACCAAAACUCCAACUGUGCCAAUAUAUGGGCUGACAUCUCCAGCUUUCAUUGCUAAGGAGAACUUAGAAUUCUUCGAUUCUUUAUCAACUCUGUCCUCCAUCGACUUCAAUUUAAACCUGCACUUUGUAGUAAGAGCAGCCUAUGUUUUGCCAUUUAUUCUGGUCUUUUUUUCCUCUACAGAAAAGUGGACAGUCACCACUUCCACUGGACACGUGGUGGCUACAGUGGGAGGAAAAGCUGAACUUAGCUGCCAAUUGUCCCCAUCACAAAGUGCAGAGCACUUGGAGAUACAAUGGUUUAGGGGUAACACUUCCAAUACUAUUCACCUUUACAGAGGUGGCCAUGAAGUGAAUGAAAAAGUUGCCCCAGAAUAUAUGAAUCGCACAGAGUUUGUGAAAGCAGCCAUUGGGAAGGGUAAAGUGACUCUCAGACUUCAUAAUAUCAGUGUUUCUGAUGAUGGACCAUACCAUUGUUCAUUUAAAGAUGACCACUUCAGUGAUGCUGCCAGCAUAAACCUGAGUGUAGCAGCACUAGGUUUGAACACAGGUAUCCAUAUUCAGGCUUAUACCUUGAAAAAACUUAUAGAAUGUAACUCAGGAGGAUGGUUCCCAGAGCCCCACAUGGAGUGGAGAAACAGCAAGGGAGAGAUCAUUCCGCAUUUUUCAAAAUCCUUUUCACAGGAUAAAGCCAGAUUAUUCCACAUGAAGAUGACUCUGUUCCUCACCAAACAUUCAUCGGACAAUAUAACUUGCUACAUAUUCAACCCUCUAAUAGGUAAAGGAAGACAAACAAAUGUGACCAUAACAGAGAUUAAAUAUUCCUGUUUUAAAAGGAUGCAUUCAAUUAUAUCUCAAUUACUGUGUUACAUCAUCUUGGGAAUAGUCACCUUUACUUAUAUACGUUAUCGGAACCCAGGUUAA
Suncus etruscus (white-toothed pygmy shrew) is the source of this 1023-nucleotide messenger RNA. Its product is annotated as selection and upkeep of intraepithelial T-cells protein 7-like. Gene Ontology annotation, biological process: regulation of cytokine production; T cell receptor signaling pathway. The coding region runs from base 1 to 1023 and encodes 340 amino acids. Lineage: Eukaryota; Metazoa; Chordata; Mammalia; Eulipotyphla; Soricidae. Gene Ontology annotation, molecular function: signaling receptor binding. The transcript is spliced from 6 exons. Gene Ontology annotation, cellular component: external side of plasma membrane. The record is from RefSeq and is a predicted model, not a curated record.